This is a messenger RNA of Puntigrus tetrazona (Sumatra barb), 1680 nucleotides long. RefSeq names its product dual specificity phosphatase 28 (gene dusp28). The record is from RefSeq and is a predicted model, not a curated record. Lineage: Eukaryota; Metazoa; Chordata; Actinopteri; Cypriniformes; Cyprinidae. Gene Ontology annotation, molecular function: MAP kinase tyrosine/serine/threonine phosphatase activity. Gene Ontology annotation, cellular component: cytoplasm. Gene Ontology annotation, biological process: protein dephosphorylation. The transcript has 2 exons. Bases 943 to 1413 code for a protein of 156 amino acids.
GUUCGAUUGCCAUAAAUAAACGGAAGGUGAGAUUUGAAUAAUUUCAUACCUCUCCAGACACUUUUGCCAACAAAUUGUAAAUAAAUUAUCCAACUGAGUUAUUUGGACUACAAAGGUCAAACUGUUUUUGUUUUCCAGCGACAAAACGUCAGCAUAGACAUCAAAUCUAGAUUGGCUCAACUGUAUGUCAAGCUUGGGUUUCAAGUAACAGAGCUAUUUUAAAUCUACACUGGUUACUGAAGGAGAGGAAAGCGAAUAUUGGUAUAAAUGGGCGGGGUAAAUUAGCUGCAUGUGCGUUCACUUCACGUUUUUCCUGUCAUUGGGACUGUUGUGGCGAACAGGAUGAGGAAGGUCUGACACAUCCGCUUCGAGGAUCAUCCCCAUGCCUAAUCUGCAGGUCAGAAUGGUUUCUUAAUCUGAGCUCAAUGUUUAUGUAGUGUUUUGAAGAAGGCUGGAUGGCUAAGCAUAUCCGCGCUGUUAAACCUAGUGUUGGAGCAUGCUCCGUGAACAAAUUCAGCACUUUACUGUACAUUCUGUUUACUGUACAAAUGUUUUUUUCCCUUUUAUUGUUUUUCCUUUUAUUAUUUACGUUGUAUGUGACUUUUUGCAGUGACUUUGUAUGUGUUUGUUCUCUCCUCUCUUAUUUAAUCAACAGCUCACAAGACUUUUCUGUGUAAGGGCAUUAAGAUGUGGUUGAGACAUCUGACCAUUCUCCUUGUUGAUGACGUAUAAAUCAUAAUUUAGUAUUCGAUCUGCUGUAUGCAUCUACCUCUUUUGAAAUAACACUUGUAUCUACAGAACCUAAAUGAAAUGACUAUAUAUUAAUUAACAUAUAUAUUAAGAAAAUUCAGGACCCAGUGGACCAGUGAUUAUAAUGACUAUUUAAUAGGUCUGAUGUUCCUUUAAACAUAUAGUCAAAUAUAUGCAAUAAUACAGUUAGAGAUGCUGCAGUUAAGCUCAGUUGCAGACUGUCUGCUGAUCAGUAAUGCCCGGUCAGCCUGUAGCAAUGAACUUAUCCAGAAGGAGGAGGUCACUCUUUGUAUUAAUGUUUCUAAGCAGCAACCUUUUCCCUCUAUGCGGGUAAGCACUUUGCGUGUACCUGUAUAUGAUGACCCUCAAGAAGACCUAUACAAGUAUUUUGACCACUGUGCUGAUGCCAUAGCCAGUGAGGCAGAAAGGGGAGGCCGCACUGUUGUGUAUUGCAAGAAUGGACGGAGUCGCUCAGCUACUGUCUGUGUGGCCUAUUUAAUGAAGCAUCAGGGUCUCACCUUGACAGAUGCCUUCCAGGUAGUAAAAAGUGCCAGAUCAGUAGUUGAGCCUAACCCUGGAUUCUGGACUCAGCUGGAGCGAUAUGAACAGGAGCUGAAGAUCAGGAAAUCGUCCAGCCACAGAUGUAACCUCUCUCCACUUUGACUUCAUACCAACAUUUUCUGAUAUGACAAUCUCAACAAAAUCUUCAGGAGUUUUAUAAUAGCUAAGGCUUUAGACAUGUCGCUGUUCAAGCUUUCUUCAAAUAAAAAAUGCCAUAUAAUAACAAUAAUAAUGAUACGUGCCUUGAAUGAUUAUAAAGUGCUUUGAUGCAACCUGUGUUGUUAAAAGCACUAUAUAAAUAAAAAUGAUUGAUUGAUUGAUAAAGUGUGAUAACGAUUAUAUUAUAUUUUAAAAAGAAAAAGGAGUAUG